This is a messenger RNA of Tribolium castaneum (red flour beetle), 2582 nucleotides long. RefSeq lists its product as uncharacterized. NCBI's taxonomy places the organism in Eukaryota, Metazoa, Arthropoda, Insecta, Coleoptera, Tenebrionidae. The transcript is spliced from 10 exons. Bases 144 to 2405 code for a protein of 753 amino acids. The record is from RefSeq and is a predicted model, not a curated record.
GUCAAUAUUUACUAAAAAAAUACUAGCCCUUAUCUUAUCAAUACUGAAUCAUCUAAUCUACGCCAGUGCCCCGUUUAAUUUUACAGGUGUAUUUCACUACAGUACAUGUGUGAUAUUGUUGUGCCAUUCGUCUUCAGGGAAAAAUGAGAGUGCUAGAAAUUUUUGUAGCGUUUAUAUUUUUUAUAAAUUCGAGUUUAUGUCAAGACAAUGCCGGUACAAAUCUCGCCCCGGCGUUGCAACAGUGUUACAAUACCACCCAGUUUGCCAUAAGGGACUACAGAUUACCAUCAGACAUGACCGUCCUAAUUGACAUCAUUCGAAGAAUCGAAGAUGGAAACGCAUUCCAGGACGCCCGAGAACUUUCUUUCGAAAUUCUCCACAGGUUUCGGCAGGACGGGAUCCGGAGGACCACGAAGGACCUGGACAGCACCCAGGGCAUCCCCUUCAGCCCCAAGGGGAAGGAGUCUUUCAAGAACAGGGUCCAGUUGAAGAAGAUAACGCCCGGAAACGCGUACAAUUUCAAUAACGACAGCUUAACGCCGCUGCAAGCCUGUUCGCUCCAUUUUAUGAUUUCGAGUACGAUUGAUUUGCACGAAUUAGCCGACGAUACCGUGUGUAACAAAAUCGAACAUUACACAUCCCGGGUGGAAAAACGAGAAACUGAGUUUGUGGAAGCCGACCAACCGAAAAAUCGGUGCCCCGUUGAAAGCGGCGUUGUUUACACGAAAUGGGGCGAAGUCAAAGCUGGGAUUUUGUUUGCCGGGAUUGCGGCCGGUUUUCAGCCAAAUUCUGUGCCUGUAGUCAAUGGUAGCGUCGACUCGGCCUAUGCUAGCACACUUGCAGGGGAACUGUCGGAGGUUGCUUUGUACGAAGUAGGGAAACCACGAGUUGUCGGAAAUAAGGGUAGCUGGAACACGACCAUUGACCGGAAAUACUACUUUUUGGCAAAUUCGGAUAAGGACCACUUGUAUCUGACUGAUGCCGAGAUUCGUGGGAGCCUCGAUGGCUUGUUUCUGGCUCUUAACAUCCAAAAGUGGAAGUCACAGUCGAGUGACAUCAAAAUUUCACAAAUUUUAGAUCUUUAUUACGGGAGAGGGGUUUUUAACGAUACGGCACGAGUGUGCAACCGGAAUAAGUUAAUGCGAGAUUUAGUAGCAAGUGACAAACUUGUACAACAAACUUCCUUUUUUAAUUACUUGCUAGAUCAAGAAUCGCAGUACGAUUACACACCCAUCAAGCAAAACUUCCCCACGUUUGCUCAGUACGCUGUCGAGAGCUUGAGAUCUUAUUUAGAUACCAAUCUGAAGGAUCGAGAGUGUUCGGCGGAAGAAGAUGUAAUUGAGCGAGUGUCCUCACAUUUAUUAAUUUUUGUCGAUACGACCUGGACUUAUCAAACGAUUCAGCCGAUUAUUUCCCACAUUUUGAAAAACAUCGAUGUCAAUAAAUACGAAACUUCUUAUACAAUUUACGACGGUACCAACUGUAACACAAUUGUCAAUAGAUCGAGCAGUAUUUUGGACUUUUAUGACCAGUAUAACGUCACCCAACACCAAAAAUAUCCCACCGGGUUUGACUAUAGCAAAGCUAUACAAACGGCGGAAGUAGCUUUUAAGGCGAAAUUAGACAACGCCACCGAUUUGACCGGACAGUCGAUGAUUGUCCUAAUGCUGCCACAUAACAAACCAACUUCAAGCCAAAGCAGUUAUGUUCAAAGUGAAAAAGAGGAUUUCAAAAGCGUUUUGCCCGACGUUAGAAUUAUUGUUGCUGGAUCAGAAAGUAAAGAGUCGUAUUCCGACAUCGCCACAAACUCCAACACAGACGUUUUCACGAUUUCUGAAGGUAGCGACGAGACAUUGCGACAUGCAGCCGAAAAUAUCGUUGCCAGAUUGAAAAAAAUACCACGAAGUGUUGUCAACCCUAAAUGUGGUUCCUCUUUCGAAACUGACGAAACCAGCAGUUUUGAAAUAACACAAUACGUUCAACCCACCACAGUUAAUUAUCACAAAAUUUCGCCGAAUUACUUCAAGGAUGGACAAACGCUGAAGAUUCGGGGACAAGGUGCUGGCACUAUCGCUGUGUGUAUAUCGAGAACUGAUGCCAAUCCGAGGGCAAAUGCCACUGGGGCCAAUUGUACAAACAUCGAAUCCAACGAGUUGACUAGAGACAUCAGUACUUUUUGCACCGAUGAGUCCCUAACCGAUUGCUCUCCGAUUUAUAUUUCUGUCCAAGGAAUGACAUCGAACGUUCGUUGCACAGACAAAUCUUGCCGAUUCCCCAACAACAUCAAAUACACAAUAUCUCUAGAAAAUGUCAAGUGUUCAAGCUGCGGCAAACUGCUUAUAAAUAAUUUGAUGAUUUUCGUCAUGCUUGUUGUUUACUGCUUUACUUCUAAGUACCUAAAUUAGUGAUUACAUAUUUUUAACAAAAUGUACAUGACCUGACAUAAAUAGGUGGUCACAAGUAGUAUAACCAAAACUAAUUAAGCUUUAAAUGCCACGUCAGUUUCUUUAUAUAUUAGAAGUACAUCUGUAACUGAAUUUUUGAAUAUGCAUUUAUAAUAAAAUAAAAAUUUAGAAACUUAA